Molecule: messenger RNA, 2255 nt
Organism: Didymodactylos carnosus
Lineage: Eukaryota; Metazoa; Rotifera; Eurotatoria; Philodinida; Philodinidae
Source: the annotation of a GenBank genome assembly
AUGUGCUCUCAGCCUAGACAUGAGUACGCUGCACCUUUUUUGUUUCUAGUAAAUGAAUUAUCACCUGUGUCAGCACAUAAUUCGAAUACCAGAGAUCAAAACGAAGUGCAAAUAUGUUUAGAUGCUAUUGAAACUGAUGGUUUCACAACUGAUUGUUUACAUUUAUUUCAUGGUUCAUGUUUUGGACGGUGGAUGAGACUAAACUUCACAUGUCCAAUAUGCCGUCAAAAUCUAUUUAUAUGGCCUGAUGCUCAUGAUCCUGGUGAGUAUAAUGGUAACAUACACACAGCGAAACUACUCUGUCAUAUUUUCUUUGAUCAUCCUUCAAAGGAUUGAAUUUUUGGAUAAAAAAGGGAUCCUUAAUGAUAAACUACUAUUGUCUUUCGUAGAAUCAACGUCCAAUACAAACUUUUUUUCUUUUUGUUUCCUAGACCGUAUUGUAUUCAGUCAAACAUGUAUACCGGUGGAUGUUCAGCAUUAAAUAUAUCUUCAAACUCAUGGAAUACUUCAGACAACUCUUAGACCGUAUUUCAGACUUUACUUUAUAUAUCAUCUUGUUUUUGUUCUGUCGAAAGUAUCUCAUUAAUUUUAAGGUUGUUUCCUAGAUGCACUUCUUCUUUGUUUCUGCGACAUUUUUUUUGUGUUAUACACAUUAAAAUAAAGCAUAUGUGCGUUGCCGCAAUACAUUCUGACAUGAUAUAUUAUACGGUUACAAUAUAUAGUUCCAAAUUUUGUUUCAUAAUAGCACUUUAUUCGUAUAACAAGAUGAUAUGAUUAACCGUACAAUGUAGCUGAUUUGAACCAACGACUCUAAUUUUAUUAUAUGUGCCAGUAUCAGUGUGUCAACCCUCCAAUAACCUUAUUAAACUAUUUUCUCUUGUUAUUCUUGGAUCAACUGAAAGUGGUUCUUUUUUAAAAUCAUUAUUAUUUUAUCAACAUAUUCUUUUCUAUUCAGUAUCACAUCAUUAUCAGGGCGCGUAAUGGCAAUUAUUUGAUCUUCAUGCAACGGCUUUAAUAAAUUUUGCUUAUAUUUGUUAUUUACUUAACUGAUAUUUACAUUGGAGCAAAAGAAAUCAGUGAUAUCCAAAUCUUGUUGCUAAAUUUAAUUCAUUCGUUGUUCGUUUACUAUAUUCCAUCGUACCUGCUAAUAAUUUCUUAUGCACCGUAUCAGUAACUGUUAUUUGAUAGUAUAGUUGUUCAAUGUUUGUAAUAAUGGAUAAAUCAUCAUGAAUCUAAUUUAACUGUUAAUUAAACUGAAGACCUUUACAAACACAUUCUAUAUUAAAAUAUUUUUAUACUGUAUCUGGUUUCUUCUAAUAGACAAACUAACUGGCUCUUUCUAUAAGUUCUCAAAAUUUUCAGUCUUGCGUUAGAUGUGUUAUAACGCAAAAACUUCGUCUUCCCAAGCAGUAAGAAAAGUUUGUCUCACGCGAAGGAAUUCUAUUCUUCAUCGAGUUUAUCAUAAAAUAGACUAAAAUGUACGAUGAGUGAGUGGUGUCAACUUCCACAGUUCCGUGGAAAUUCCAGAACUCCAGCAGAAUUCAAGAACAACAAGCUCCCACUGAGAUAAUACUCAAUUCUACUGUGAUUGGUGCAACUCUUCCAGAACUCAACCAGAAUCCACUAUAUUGCCUUUCACACUCAGAUGCUCUUUACGAAUUGGCAGAUUCUGCUCAAUGGUAGUGCCAUUUUGGUGGAAGUCUACGAGAAUCUACUAUAUAAUUUUGAGGACAUGCGGAAUUUUGAGAAUUAUGUGAAGAUAUGGUGGACUUUAGUAAUCGUAUAGAUACUCAUAGCUAGCUAUGUUACAAACCCAAACCCAGUUCUUUGGUUAGGCCUGGGUUUGUAGCAUACCUACUCACAGCCAGGGCUGUAGCGUACCCACAACAACUUUUCAGCAGAUCAAAAUUACUUUUAUUGUUUUUCGGGUGAUCACAGCAGAAUUGAGCAGAAUCUGCCAAUUCGUAGAGAGCAUCCGACGAGGGAACCAUCUGAGGUGAUACCUCCCGUUUUCAUUCAUUCAUAUCUCAUUUAGUUGAGUAUAUUGAGAUAGUAAAAACCCUAAAGGAGAUUUUCCCCAAUCUCAUUCCUUCAGUAGUUAUCAACGUUUUCCUAUUUUUACCCUUAUACAAGAUGAAAAAUUUUUUAAAUGACAAAUUAGCAAAAUAAGUCAAAGAGAUCUGAAAGUUUGACUAUAUAUGGACAAACUAUUUUAGUGUGGCGUAUUAGACGAGUGUAUCUGUUUACUAGCGCCU